UUUCCUCCUGAUUUCGUACGGGUUCAAUCAUCGCUCGUCUCUCUCGUCAACACCUAGGGUUUCAGUCUGGCCUCCUAUCACUCUCUUCUUCGAUCCGAGGGUUAGGGUUUCCGUAGAUCGCGGACAGAGCGUGAGAGGGGCGGCGCAAUGGGAGUCCCUGCGUUCUACCGCUGGCUGGCGGAGAAGUACCCCAUGGUGGUGGUGGACGUGGUGGAGGAGGAGGCGGUCGAGAUUGAUGGCGUCAAGAUCCCCAUCGAUACCUCCAAGCCCAACCCUAAUGGCCUUGAGUACGAUAAUCUUUACCUUGACAUGAACGGGAUCAUCCAUCCCUGCUUCCACCCUGAGGAUCGGCCUGCACCCACGACGUUCGAUGAGGUCUUUCAGUGCAUUUUUGAUUACAUCGACAGACUCUUCGUCAUGGUGCGUCCUCGGAAACUGCUAUAUAUGGCAAUUGAUGGUGUUGCACCGAGAGCUAAGAUGAACCAACAGCGUUCUAGAAGAUUUAGAGCAGCCAAAGAUGCGGCUGAUGCGGAAGCUGAAGAAGAGAAGCUACGCCAAGAAUUUGAAAUGGAAGGCAGAAAGCUUCCUCCUAAAAAGGAGUCACAACUUUUUGAUUCAAAUGUUAUUACUCCAGGAACUGAAUUUAUGGCCGUUUUAUCAAUUGCGCUGCAGUACUAUAUACAUCUCCGACUAAAUUAUGACCCUGGUUGGAAACGAAUAAAAGUUAUCCUUUCUGAUGCUAAUGUUCCUGGUGAAGGGGAACACAAAAUUAUGUCGUAUGUCCGUCUCCAGCGGAAUCUGCCUGGUUAUGAUCCAAACACUCGACACUGUUUAUAUGGCUUGGAUGCUGACUUGAUCAUGUUGGCUUUGGCCACACAUGAGGUGCACUUCUCAAUCUUGAGAGAGAUUGUUUUCACUCCUGGGCAGCAGGACAAAUGCUUCUUGUGUGGUCAGAUGGGCCAUUUAGCAGCAGUUUGCCAAGGGAAUGCAAAAAGAAAAUCUGGGGAAUUUGAUGAAAAGAGUGAAGACACAUCUAUUGCCAAAAAACCUUACCAGUUUCUUAACAUUUGGACUCUGCGAGAGUAUUUGGAAUAUGAAUUCAGAAUCCCUAAUCCUCCUUUUGAAGUUGACUUUGAACGCAUAGUUGAUGAUUUCAUCUUCAUAUGCUUCUUUGUUGGGAAUGACUUCCUUCCUCAUAUGCCAACAUUAGAAAUUCGAGAGGGUGCCAUAAAUUUGUUAAUGGCUGUGUACAAGAAGGAAUUUCGAGUAAUGAAUGGCUAUUUAACUGACUCAUGCAAGCCCAACUUGAGCAGAGUGGAACAUUUCAUUCAGGCUGUUGGGUCAUAUGAAGACAAAAUAUUCCAGAAGAGGGCUCGUUUGCAUCAACGCCAAGCAGAAAGAAUUAAGCGGGAAAAGACACAAAUGAAGCGAGGAGAUGAUAUCGACCCUCAAGUGAGACCUGAUUCCAUAGUUCCUGUCACUCGUUUUCAAGGUUCACGACUUGCAUCGGGUGCUUUGCCUUCACCAUAUCAACAAGCUAACCAAUCCAAAGACUGUGAUAGUAAAGGGGCUAGUUUCCGAGCCCAAAAAGUUGCUCGCUUGUCUUCUGGAGGAGCAACAGUAGGUGCAGCAAUUGUAGAGGCCGAGAAUAGUCUUGAAGUAGAAGUACAAGAAAAUAAAGAGGAGUUGAAGACAAAGCUUAAGGAAUUGCUUCGGGAGAAAUCUGAUCUUUUUAACUCUGAAAAUCCAGAAGAGGACAAGGUCAAACUAGGAGAUCCUGGAUGGAAAGAAAGAUAUUAUCAAGAAAAAUUUUCUGCACGAUCUCCAGAAGAAAUUGAGGCAAUUCAAAGAGAUGUUGUCUUGAGGUACACUGAAGGCCUGUGCUGGGUCAUGCACUAUUACUAUGAAGGAGUUUGCUCAUGGCAAUGGUUCUACCCUUACCAUUAUGCUCCUUUUGCCUCUGAUAUGAAAGAUUUAGGCAGCUUUAACAUAAGCUUUACUCUCGGUUCACCUUUUAAACCAUUCAAUCAAUUAAUGGGGGUCUUUCCAGCUGCAAGUUCCCAUGCACUUCCUUUACAGUAUAGACAAUUGAUGUCUGAUCCAACGUCUCCAAUUAUUGACUUCUAUCCAAUUGAUUUUGAAGUGGAUAUGAAUGGAAAGAGAUAUGCGUGGCAGGGAAUUGCUAAGCUACCAUUCAUCGAUGAAACUCGCUUACUUUCAGAGAUUAGAAAAGUGGAACAUACUUUAACGGAGGAGGAAGUCCGCCGGAACAGUAUUAUGUCGGACAUGCUUUUUGUGAAUGUUUCCCACACUCUUUCCCCAUACAUUUUCUCUUUGAUAAGCAGAUUCUCAAAUUUGCCUGACAAGGAGAAGGCUGAAGUAAAAGAGAAAAUUGAUCCUAUGGCCAGUGGUGGAAUGAAUGGGUAUCUAUGUCUUUGUGGUGGAGAUCCAUGUCCUCCGAUUUUCAAAUCUCCAGUUAAAGGAAAGGAAGAUAUAAUGGAUAAUCAAGUCAUAUGUUCAAUUUACAAACUUCCAGAUGCACAUAAGCACAUCACUCAACCACCUUCAGGUGUUAUUUUCCCCCAAAAGAUGGUAACUUCUAGUGAUUUAAAGCCACCGCCAGUUUUGUGGCAUGAAGACACUGGCAGGAGGCAAUACGAAAAUGGCAGGCGGCCAUAUGAUGACGCUGGCAGGAGGCCGUAUGAAAGUGGAAGGCAUAAUCCAGCUGAUUCAAUUUCUGGAAAACAACUUGGAGAUGCUGCACAUCGGCUUGUUGUUAAUAGCUUACAGAUAAGUCGAGACAACCAUCAUUCAACUUCUAGGCCUGCACCAUUUCCAUACAAUGCCAGUGCAGUGAGUACACAAUAUUCAAACAGCAGAUAUGAUGUGGAUCCGAGAACAGCAUCAAGGGAAGAACACCGGAUUGGCCAUUCACAGUAUUAUGGUCACAGAAAUGAUGGUCCCGGUCACUGGCAUGCUUCUUCUACGUCGUCACAUUACUAUGACAGGCCACCUCCAUCUCAUUAUGAAAGAGAUCAUUACAAUAGAUCACAUUACCCUUAUAAUGGGAGCAGCCAUGUUGAUGCUCGCAGCAACGUGCCAGCUUACUACCCGCAAAGUCCAGGAUAUCCAUAUCCUUCUGUUAAUGACAUUUCAGCUCUUCCACCAGUAACACAUGUAGCUUAUUCGCAUUCACAAUCCUCAUACAAUGCUAACUACAGAGGUUACUAUGACAAUGGAGGCCAGCAGCGGGAUCGAAAUUAUGGUGCUGAUAGGGCACCAGCAGCAACUCAAUACCAUGGAAGGAGAUCAUAUGGCCAACACCAGCAAGCCAAUAAUAGGUAUGCUGCACUGGAUAGAGGUUCAAAUUGGAGGUCGCCGCCGCCGCCACCACCACCUGGAUAUGGUGGAUAAUUUACACUCAAAACUCAAAUUGGAGGUUGCUGCCACCAAUGAGACCACCACCACCUGGAUAUGGCAGAUAACCAGCUAUGAUAAGUGUCUGAUUUGUCGCUGAGCUUGGCACCAUCGAGAUGUUGUACUCUUAACAGUUGAGUAGUUGUCCUAAUGGGGUUCCUGGUCCCAUGUUUUUGUUAUAUUUUCAAUAGGAGCAUUUCCUAGUUAUUGUACAAUGCUGACAUAAAUUUGGCAUAUGAUUGAGCCAUUGGAAUUUAGAGGCAACAAUAAGUUAGGAUUCCUUAUUGUAAUCUUUUUCUUCAAAAUUGAAUAUUCUAUGACUUUGUGAUAAGACUUUGUAUGCUGGAUUAAUAAAACCAGUCAACCGAUUAGUUUGUUUCUAAA
Molecule: messenger RNA, 3801 nt
Organism: Zingiber officinale
Lineage: Eukaryota; Viridiplantae; Streptophyta; Magnoliopsida; Zingiberales; Zingiberaceae
Product: 5'-3' exoribonuclease 3-like
Exons: 24
Coding region: 148-3414 (1088 amino acids)
Biological process (GO): nuclear-transcribed mRNA catabolic process
Cellular component (GO): nucleus
Molecular function (GO): RNA binding; zinc ion binding; 5'-3' RNA exonuclease activity
Source: RefSeq, a predicted model, not a curated record